AUGCGUCUUCUCGGUGCUACACUCGCUUCGGCGGCUUUGGCAGUCGCUCUACCCUCUGCGUCCCAAACCACUUCUGCCACUUCCUCCAGCUCGUCCGCUGCCACCGAGCCCUGUGCCGUGGUUAGCCGCCUUCUCGAGAAUAGUGAUACCGGGGACAUCGCCGCUGAGGCCGCGUACAAGUGUCUGAAGUCCGUCCCGGUAGCUGUCAAGGACGAUGAGGAACUCAUCGACGAGCUGAAGCUCCUCUGGCAGUGGCAUUCGGAGACGGGCUGGCUGAAGAACCCUCCCUCGACCUGGGAACUAGGGCCAUUGGACCUUAUCGGCGAGCUCGACAAGAUCAAGAAGAAUCUCCACUCCUACGACAGCGAAUAUGAUGUGCAGAGCGCCAUCAACCGGCUGACCGUCCGGACCGGGAACUACCAUUUCAACUAUGAGCCCGACAUCCUACAGGUCUUUAGCUUCCAGCGCCUGCUAGGCGUGGCCACCGUCUCCGAAGACGGCACCAGCGUGCCCAAGACUUACGUUUCCGCGGACCUCUUCGCCCGCAAGGACGAUGACAGCAUCGACAUCUCCCCGAUCAAGUCCAUCAAUGGCAAAGAUGUCCAGAAGUUUCUGGAAGAGGUGGCGGACGACUCGCAGUACAUCAACCCCGAUGCCCGGUACAACAGUCUCGCGGACCGGGGUCUCCAGGAGGAGUCGCGGGGCUACUUCCUCGUGCAACAGGCAUACCAGGGUGCGUACACGAACUUCACGUUUGCCAAUGGCACCACGCGCGAUGUUGUCAACGUCGCCAUGACCGCUCAGAACUUCUCCGACAUCGCCAGUGGCAAGGACUUCUUCCAGUCGUUCUGCACGGGCGACAUCAGCAGCUACGGGGCCGACUCGGAGAUGAUGAAGAAGAGUCACCUCAAGAGGGCUCCGCUCCGCCGCUGGGCGAAGAGACAGACCAUCCCCAGCGACGACUACCCCAAUCCCAUCGUGGAGCACAGCCUGGGCGCCGUGGCCGGCUACUUCCUGACGGGCUCCGGUCUGACCGACGUUGCCGUGUUGAAGAUCAUCACUUUCGACCCUAAGGAGACCGGCUACAGAGAGUUCCAGAAGGUUAUUCGACAAUUCUUGGAGAGGUGCACGCAGGCCAACAAGAAAAAGCUUGUCAUCGAUCUCCGCGAGAACGGCGGUGGUGAAACGGCCCUGCUUCUGGACGCAUUCAUGCAGCUCUUCCCGGACAAGGAACCUUUCAGUGCUCAGAGGUACCGUGCCCAGGACCAGUUCAAACUCGUCGGCGAGGCCGUCGACGCCAUCCAGACCAACGAGACUGCUCUGAAGUGGGUAGAAAAGAAUACCGAGCUAGGUAUCGCCUCGGGAUACAGUCUGAGAUACUGGUCGUACUGGAAUUUUAUCGAUGCUAACGGCAAGACCUUCUCCUCGUGGGACUCCUUCUACGGGCCUCAUAAAUUCAACGACGACGAGUUCUCAUCGAUCGUGAGAUACAACCUAUCCAACAGUAACCCCAGCAGCAUCCUCCCCGGCAACUUCACCUUCACCGAGGCCUCCAACAACAAGAAAGCGCCCUUCUCCGCCGACAACAUCGUCAUGUUCACCGACGGACUCUGCGGCUCCUCGUGCGCCUCCUUCCACGAAGAGCUAAAGAACAUCGCCGGCAUCAAAGCCGUGACCGUCGGCGGCCGCGCCAAACCCGGCCCCAUGCAGACCAUCGGCGGCACCAAGGGCGGCGAAGUGAUCCCUUUCUCCGCCGUCUCCUACGAUAUCCCCGAGCUCUUGAACGUCACCACGCAGCUCGGCAUCGCGCCGGAUCUCGACUCGUCCCCUAUCCACCGCAUCCUGGACACCGAGCAGGUCUUCCUGCGUGUCGGGGACUCAUACAGCCGUCUCCAAGUCCAGGAUCAGAUCCGGAAGGGCGACUCCUCGCAGACUCCCCUGCAGUAUAUCUACGAGGCUGCCGAUUGUCGGAUCUGGUACACGGCUCAGACGCUGGUGAACCCCGAGAAGGCGUGGGCUGCGGCGUGGAAUGCGCAUACGAAACGCACUAACUGCGUGGAGGGCUCGACGGGCCACAAUUCCAGUUUGAGUGGUGGGUAUAGGGCCUACGGAGCGGGUGCAUUGGAUGGGAAGGACGGCAGUGGUAGUGAUAAGGACUCGAGCGCGGAGUCGAAUGCUGCGUUGGCUUGGAGACCGAGUCUUGGUUUGGUUUCGGGGGCGGUAGUUUUGAUGAGCCUUGUGCUUUAG
This is a messenger RNA of Aspergillus affinis, 2247 nucleotides long. RefSeq lists its product as uncharacterized. Gene Ontology annotation, molecular function: serine-type peptidase activity. The transcript is spliced from 3 exons. Gene Ontology annotation, biological process: proteolysis. The record is from RefSeq and is a predicted model, not a curated record. NCBI's taxonomy places the organism in Eukaryota, Fungi, Ascomycota, Eurotiomycetes, Eurotiales, Aspergillaceae. The coding region runs from base 1 to 2247 and encodes 748 amino acids.